Molecule: messenger RNA, 1626 nt
Organism: Microcebus murinus (gray mouse lemur)
Lineage: Eukaryota; Metazoa; Chordata; Mammalia; Primates; Cheirogaleidae
Source: RefSeq, a predicted model, not a curated record
GGAUUAAAGACCAAUGUAACCAGGAUUCAUUAUUAUAUGUUCAUUAUUUUUAUAGUCAUUUUUCAUCUGAUUUUAAAAGAAAUUAAAAUGAAGACACUUUGUCUAGGCACUAGGCUCUGCGCCUUGCGGGCGGUUGGCCCAGACCCCCCCUCACGCCCACGACCGGAGCCUGGGCCCCCGCAUCUCCCCCGGCCGGGAGCACAGCCUCCCCCUCCACCCGUGGGCCUUGCCCGCUGUGCGUGCAGUGACCAGACCACCUUGCUCACCCUCGAAUUCAUUCCUGGGGUCCUGCCUUGCACGUGCAGCGUGUGAAGCCCCCACCAGCUGCCAGAAAACACUCCACAUUAUUUUUAAGACACAAACAGCGGUCACAAGAAAGGGCCAGGAUCCCAGAGUGGCUGAGGCCCACGUCAGCAUGAACCAGGACCCUCCUAGUACAGCACUGGAGUCCCCACCGGGGACCUGAGCAUCACGUUCAACACCAAGGGGGGGGGCAGCAAGCAGGCGUGGGGCCGGGGCAGCGCCUGGCACCGUGAUGUGCAGCCCCUCGUGGGCACCAGGCGCCCCUGACCUGCAGUCCCCACGCCCCUGCCUCGGGUGCUGCAGGGCCCCGUUUCUGGACGGGGCCCCCUUUCUUGCUGGGGGUGCCAGCAAGGCCAGGGUUUUCCCGCAUCUCCCAGAAAAAGCUUCUGGUGCUUUGGGCGGUCCCCUUCCCGCUGUGCCCUCAUGCCAGGCCUGGGCCCCAACCCUGCUGGGGAAGGACCGGCCAGUGCAGGAGAUGGUUAAAAUUCUGCAUCCCUUUUGCAUCCGCCUCCAGAGGAAGCACUGCUUUUUUUUCUCCCCAAGCAGGAGGAGGGGGGAAAAAGCUGAGAGCAGCAAUUUGCAGGCCUUGGGAUGUUUUUCUCCUUGACAGCCCUGGGCCCCGCCUUGCUCCGGCCCUUCCUGGGCUGCGGCUGGCCCUGUGGCCGCAGCUCCCUGUCUGCUGCUCCUGCCCGGGGCCCCACGCACCCGAGUCCUCCCGCAGAGCCCAGGCCCGGCCGGGCGGCAGGAGGCGGCGGCAGGGCCGGCAGCAGCGAUGCCUGCGUCUGCACGGCUGCCUGGCACUGCCCCCUUUGUGCCUGCCUCCUCCACCGGCCUCCCGCCCCUGAGAGGCCCGCUCCCCGGCCUGGCCGCACCACCUGCUGCCCGCCGAGCACCCACCCUGCGCCCACCCGGGGCACCCUCACCUUCUGGGCCCCUGGCCCCCGGCCUCGGGUCCUGCUGGUGCCCAGGGCGCCCGGCCCAUCCUCCGUGCUCUGCGCGCCCCACCCUGCCGCCCGAGCUUGGCGGCGAGCCUGGCACAGUGCCAGGCUGCCUGGGAGCCCAGCCCGGGCAGGGCGAACUUUCCGGCGAGGGUCAACCUCAAACUCCUGGGCUCAAGCGAUCCUGCUGCCUCAGGGGCUUCUCAGCCGCCUGUCCACGAGCACACGGGCCUGUGCCACAGAGCUCUGCAGCUCUGACAUCUCAGCACAGCCACCCCCACCGCCCCGCUGUGGCGUCCCAUUCACACCAGCCAUGCAGCUCUACUGGCUCUCGGCGCGCAGCGCGGCCAGCGCCCUCAAGCUGGUGUCCCUCCCUCCAGGCUAA